UGAGCAUUACCAGCAGGAAUUGAAGCCAUCAUGUCCCUUCAGCGUUGUCUCAACAGAGAUGUAUGUAAAGGCUUAAAGACGGUUGCUCAUUUAUAUGAUAGCUGCACAGCUGCCACGCCUCAUACUGUUUGUGUAACAGGUCCAUAUAAAACAGGCAGAGAGCAGCACAUUCUGCAGACACCACACAGCUCGUUGGUAUUUCACUGCACUGGAUCUGAGGACCAUGUCUCACAGUAACAAGAUUUCAGUCGUUGUCCUGGGAAGAGAAGACUAUUUGAAGAAAGCCCUAAUAACCAGCAUCCCGGGGACAGACUUAUCUCUGCUGCCCAAAAACAAUGAUCUGAAAGAAACGGAGAUAUAUGAAAACAAUAUGUAUAUGGUCAAAUGUACACCAGACAGAGAAUGUGAUGACUUAAAAAAAGUAUUUGCUCCUAAUCGAGGCCCAGACAUUUCUUUGUUGGUGGUAAAAGAAGAGUUUACACCUGAAGAGGUGUGGGAGCAGGUAGACAGUCUGCACAGAAUAACUGGAAAACUCACAGAAGAGUUCAUAGUUGUUCUGCCCUUAAGCUGUAAGGAGUCUGAUUCUUACCGAUUCAAAUGCUGCACCAUGGAUCAGGUUUUCCGUAAACUGACCCAACUGGCUGAAGAGAGAAAUCUGAUACCCACCAGCACGAGACUUCAUGACCAACCUGCUGCGUCACAGACACCAACACCACGCCAUCCAAUAAAGGAAGGAGAGCACCCUACCACCGAAGUGAACCUUGUUCUGCUGGGAAUGACCGGGACCGGAAAGAGUGCAAGUGGAAACACAAUCCUCGGAGAGAAACAGUUCAUUUCUAGAGCCAGUUCAAAUCCAGUCACCACAGAGUGUCAAGAGGCAAAAACUGAGAUAGGAGGUAGACGUGUCCGUGUCAUUGAUACCCCCGACAUCUUUGAUGAUGACGACAGGAAGUCACCAAAUAAGGAACAUGUGAGAAGGUGCCUGGAGCUCUGUCAGUCAGGACCUCGUGUGUUCUUACUGGUGAUUCAUGUUAGCAGAUUUACAGACGGAGAGAGAACCAUACUGAAAAAGAUGGAAACAGCUUUUGGCAGAGAAGUUGUAAAACAAACAGUCGUCCUGUUUACACGUGGGGGAGAUCUGCAGCAAGGAGGGAUGAGCUUUGAGGAUUUUCUGCAUGGCUGUCAGCCUGAUCUCAAGAAGAUAGUUGAGAAGUGUGGAGGAAGGUGUGUUCUCUUUGAGAACAACACCUUGGGUUCAGAUCAAGUGGAUAAGCUGAUGCAGAUAGUGGACAGGAUGUUAACAGAGGAAAGAAAGAAUGUGAACGUAUAAAGUCAGGAGCAUGAAGGGCAGGGGUGGAAUAUUUCUUCUGUCUAGAAAGACAUAGGCUACAUGGGACAUGAUUCAGUAACUUGAAGGGUUGAUUAUACUUUGGUUUUCUUUUGACUUUAAUUAGCCACAUUUAAUCAGAGAUUUACAUUUUGUUCAUAGUAUGUUAAUGGAUUUCUUUGUCAAAUGAACCAAACGUAUUUCUUUCCUUGGUAUAAGAGCUCCAUCUCUCUCAAUUUGUUAACCUUUGUAAUCUGUGAUGACAU
Messenger RNA from Etheostoma spectabile (orangethroat darter), 1593 nucleotides. RefSeq names its product GTPase IMAP family member 7. Lineage: Eukaryota; Metazoa; Chordata; Actinopteri; Perciformes; Percidae. Gene Ontology annotation, molecular function: GTP binding. The transcript is spliced from 4 exons. The coding region runs from base 224 to 1330 and encodes 368 amino acids. The record is from RefSeq and is a predicted model, not a curated record.